GUAGAUCUAGAAUCUACGUAUUACAGAUUCGAGCGUUGUUAUUGGAUAUAACUCUUCGAUUUAGUAGUGUUAGCUAGCACAGUCUAGUCUACAUUUUAUGUCGUCACACUUGUGUAAUUUCUGGAAAUGCUAAACCAUUAUUUAUUUCAGAGAUCAAUACUUGGCAGUUCUUCAAGUUCAGCCACUCAGUUGACACCUGCCCUAGAUACUUCAUUUGUUCUAAGAAAGUUAAAGAAUUACAGUACAGAUGAAUAUUCUACAAUUGAUAGUGAUGGGAUGUCUGUUCCACCUCUGGCAUGUGCUUUUGCUAAAAUGUACCAGUGGCAGCAUGUUGUUGGUAUUGUAGAUGAAGAUGGUUACCUAGUGCUGUACAACACUAACAAAACUGGACAGGCUGCAGUACUAAAAACUUGGCAAGUCCAUGCAAACGCUGUCUUUGACAUUGAAUGGCUCAGAGAGGAGAACAAAAUACUGACAGCUUCAGGUGAUCAGAGAAUAUUACUACAUGAUGUGGAAACUUGUGCAAAACUGGAUAUCUUUAAAGGACAUAGUAGCAGUGUGAAGUCCAUUUCUUGUCGCUCUGGAGAUGAUGCAGUGUUUGUCACAGGUUCUAGAGAUGGUCAUAUCAUGUUGUGGGACAAAAGAAUAUCUUCUAAGGAUGGAGCUAUUCCACCGACGUGUACAAUCAGUAAUGCCCAUAUGCUACAACAAACUUCUGUCACACCAAAAGCAAGAAAAAAGACCAUUUCUAAGAGUGCCCAGCAAAGUGUGACAUCUGUUUUAUUUCAAGAUGACAAUUUUGUGAUUUCUGCUGGAGCUGUAGAUGGAUGUUUAAAGGUUUGGGACAUCAGGAAGAACUACAGAACCAAGCCACCUAAGCCAGUGCACACGUUUCAUUAUCCAGGCAAUAAUUCUAGGAAACAUGGUUACUCCAGCCUUGUCCUUACUUCCAAUGGCUUGCGCUUGUUUGCUAAUUGUACAGAUGAUGCUAUCUAUGAAUACGACAUGGCAGCAUACAAUACCUCUCCAGUACGCACUUGGAGAGGACAUAAAAAUUCAACCUUCUAUGUGAAGUCAGCUCUUAGUCCUGAUGACCAGUUUCUGUUGAGUGGCUCCAGUGAUGAGCUGGCUUAUAUUUGGCAGAUCAACAAACCUUUCAUGGCACCCAUUGUCCUCAAGUCUCAUACAGCUGAGGUGACCAGUGUAGCUUGGUGUCCAAAUGAUUUGACCAAGCUUGUUACACUAUCUGAUGAUAGUAAAGCUAAAUUCUGGCGUGUGUAUUGUCGGGAACUAAAGAAAAAAUUCCACCCAGAAUGGUUUGGAAGAGCAGAACAAAUUUCCAAAGAAAGAGCUACUUCUACAGUGUUUGAUGCUCCACUUCUGCAAUCAAAGCCGUCAUCUCAGCCAGCAUCUCCAUCGAUUCCAAAGUCAGAUCUUCAAAAAUCAAAAUCAAACAUCACCAGUUCUCCAACCUGCAUUACCAAUUGGUUGAAGCGAAAGGCUUCGUCUGAUAGUCAAGAGUCCUUGAAUUCAGGGCAGCUACUAAAGAAAAGACUCCAUCCUGAUUGGUUUGGAAGAGCUGAAGAAAUUUCUAAGGAAAGAGCUGCUUGUACAGAGUCUCCACUUCAACAAUCAAAAUUAUCUCAGCCAGUAUCUCCAUCGAUUCAAAAAUCAAAAUCCAACCCCACCAGUUCUCCAUCCAGCAUUACCAAUUGGUUGAAACGCAAGGCUUCAUCUGAUAGUCAAGAGUCCUUAUCAGUUCAUGAAAUAAAGAAACAAUUCCUCCCUGAUGGAUGUGGAAGAGCAGAGAAAAAUUUCAAAGGAAGAGCUACCAGUACAAUCUUGGAUGCUCCUCUUCUACAGUCAUUGCAACCAGUAUCUCCGUCUACUUCUAAAUCAGAUCUUGACAAAUCAAGAUACAACUGCAGUUCCCCUACUUGCAUUACUGCUUGGUUGAAAAGCAAAACUUCAUCUGAUGGUCAAGAGUCAUUGAAUCUAGGUCAUGAACUCAAGAAAAAACUCCACCCUGAUGGUUGUGGAAGAGCAGAAGAUAUUUCCAAAGAAAAAGCUACUUGUACACCCUUGGAUGCUCCACUUCAACAAUCAAAAGUAUCUCAGCCAGGAUCUCCAUCAAUACCAAAAUCAAAUCUUCCAAAAUCAAAAUCCAACCUUUCGAGUUCCUCAACCUGUAUUAUCAAUUGGUUGAAACGAAAGGCUUCAUCUGAUAGUCAAGAGUCCUCCAAUUCUGGUCUGCCACCAUGCAAGAUAGCCCACAGAACAGAUUCUGUGGAUUCAAAUUUACCCCCCUUGGUGUCUUCUCCUUGUUUUGAAAAACCCUCCAUAGUUUUACAAAUGUAAAUGGUAAGAUAAAAAAAGACUUUUAAAAUGGCAAGCUGAUAAAAAGAGAGAAUGUAGAGCCCCUUGCUUUCAUUGAUAAUAUUAAUUUUAAAAAAUAAGGAUGUCAUUAAGAUCAUAAGACUUCUGGAUAAUUCUAAAAAGUAAACAAAAUAUUUAAUUCGCUAUUGUAGAUUUAAUCUCUCCAAAGAAAAAACAAACUAGUAGGUUGUUUAGAUGUUAGACAUGAUCUUCUUUGACAAGUUAAUAUUUUAUUUCUAUUUAAUUUAAAUAAUGAAACAAUGAUUUUUUUUCUUUCUGAAAUGAUCCCUAAACCUUAUAAAAUUACUGUGAUAGUCUAGAAAUAUUUUUCCCUUUAAAUUCUUUUCUUUUUUUUUUUUCUAGUAGAGCUUUAAGAAAACUCAAAAUUAUUUCUGGUCUUUAAAGCUGCAACUGUGUUCUUAUAUUUGAUUCUGACUCGGGGGAGAGUUAAAUUUUUUUUUCUAGUCAGCUGAUCCAGAACCUGAUUAGUGGGUGAAUAAAAUGUAUUUCAUUGUUUGUUUCUAGAUAGCUGUUUUGUUGAAGAAGUGUGAAAUUGGGAAGUGAAAUGAACAAUAACAUGAUCAUGAAAUGAUGAAUUUUGUUUUAAACACUGGUCAUAGUAAUCCACCUAGUCAGUAUUAUCAGCAGAAUGGCUGAAAUGAGACUCUCACACUGGAAACUGUUAAAAGUAUAGUGGUGAUUUAAAAAAAAAAAGGUCUUCUGGAUUAUGUAGUAUUUCAUGUAGUCAUUUUUCUUUGAACUUGUCAGCUGACUCAGGAGGAGGGGAGACGAGGAUGAAAGGCAUUUCUUAAAAGGUUUAUAAGUUUGAUGGUGAUUUGAUGCAUAUUGCUUGCGUCCAGAUACCAUUUUAAAAUAAUUCAUCCAUUGCAAUCCCUAACAACGUCCAAACCAAGGCUUUUGAAAUAAAACUUUAUCACCCUUGGUAAUACUAGCUAGUAGAGUCAACACAAGAUUUUCUUUCUUUGCUGAGUCAGUGAAAGUAUCUUAUUAAUCAUCAUAAUGUUUUUUGUUGUUUUUUUUUACUUUUUUUUACAAAUAUGAAAAAUAUAUGUCCAACACUAGUAUUAAAAUUCAGAAGCACAUCCUUCAGUUGUUCAACCAAUAUAUAAGCAAAACAUUUGAUGAACAAAAAAACAAACAACCACCAUGUAAUGCUUGAAAAACAAAGAGAAUAAACUUGAAAAUGUAAUGCUCCUUCAUAUUAACAAAGAGCUACAGAAGAGGAAACAGCUGAUUUAGUGACCAUACAAUAGGACUAGUCAAGAAAAUCUUUUUUACAGUUCUAAAAAUCUCAAUUAUAAAUAUGUUCCAUUAUUUCAAAUUUUAAUUGCCACAUGAGAUUGAUAGUUGAAGAUUUUAGAGCUAUUUGUAGAAGAGAUAUAUGUAUAUAAGUACUGCCAAAAGAGUAAUAAUAAUAAUCUUUAUUAUCCGUAAGGAAAUUUGUCUUACAAUUUGUGCAUUACAAAAAACAUUAUAACUAUAAGAAACCAAAGUGUAGAUUCACACCAGACUCACUCAUAAUUUACAUGUGACAAAGUUUAUACCAGAUUGUUCUUAUUUAAUGAUUUGAUUGCCAGGGGAACAAAAGUGUUUGUGUCUGUUUGUCUUUGCUAUUGGAGAAUUCAGUUUGAAAAUUGUUGUAUGAUAUAAAUGAAAACACUAUUUUGUCUUUCAUUAUUUUCUGAUGUUUGUGUUUGCAAAACUUUGUAACAAAGUCUUAAUUUAUUGGUAGAAGAUGAAAUAUCUUUAAAUGUAUAUAUGCUUAGUCAGUCUUAUGUAGUUUACAAAAUUAUUUUGUGACAUGUAUAUUUUGUUAUUAAAUUUUGAUGUUCUUGAAAGAAAAAUAAACGUAGAAAAUACUC
This is a messenger RNA of Biomphalaria glabrata, 4259 nucleotides long. RefSeq names its product denticleless protein homolog. Gene Ontology annotation, molecular function: protein-macromolecule adaptor activity; protein binding. Bases 127 to 2358 code for a protein of 743 amino acids. NCBI's taxonomy places the organism in Eukaryota, Metazoa, Mollusca, Gastropoda, Planorbidae. The transcript has 17 exons. Gene Ontology annotation, biological process: proteasome-mediated ubiquitin-dependent protein catabolic process; mitotic G2 DNA damage checkpoint signaling. Gene Ontology annotation, cellular component: nucleus. The record is from RefSeq and is a predicted model, not a curated record.